Molecule: messenger RNA, 2791 nt
Organism: Saccostrea echinata
Lineage: Eukaryota; Metazoa; Mollusca; Bivalvia; Ostreida; Ostreidae
Product: protocadherin Fat 3-like
Exons: 17
Coding region: 1-2709 (902 amino acids)
Biological process (GO): homophilic cell-cell adhesion
Cellular component (GO): catenin complex; membrane
Molecular function (GO): calcium ion binding; cadherin binding
Source: RefSeq, a predicted model, not a curated record
AUGCUACUAUAUGGCAUAGACUGUUUUGGAGUGGUAGAGGCUGUGUUUCAGACAAUGGAAGAGGGCCAGUGUACGGCUGGCACAACCGUUGGCAAAACUGCUGGUGAUAGGACAGAGGCUACAUUAACUGGGACUACAUUUUUGCUUCAAAGUAACGACAAUGAAUAUCGUAUCAAUUGCUGUGGAUUUGUGACGGCAUGGGAUAUCCAGGUUGUAACAACAGGUACUUUGUACGCUGAAGUAUGGCGACAAGUCUCAGGAACCUGGACCCUUAUUGGUGUGAACACAAUAACUGUUGUGGCCGGAGAUGUGAACACUUUAAAAAACGAGGUUAUCACAGCGGCGAAUCAAAUAGCUGUGGAGAGUGGGGACUAUCUUGCAUUCAAGUCUUCUGGGAAUACCAUAGUGGAAUACAUUAGAACGAACAACGGAGUAGGGAGCAGUAAUGACCAAAUACAGUUUUCCACGACAGCCGGGCACACAGUGUCUUCAACGUCAACAUUUGCUGCGUACACUACAGAGCGCAACAUCGAAUACGGGAUUAGAGCAACUCUUGGUCCGGGAUCAAAUCCACAAUUUGCCGCAGGUUUGGACACCACAAAAACAGUGACUGAUGACACAGCAGUAGGAACCACCUUGUUGACGGUAGUGGCUACUGAUCCGGGGGAUACUGUCACCCUCACACAACAGUCUGUCACCCCAGCUUCCACUGCCUUCAACUUUGACCCAACUACAGGAGUUUUAUCAACCGUAUCUCAGCUCCCGAUUGGUAACACGGUUUUUGUUUACCGGGCAACAGAUCUGUGUGGAAAUUUUGUCCAACACACCUUUACUCUCACAGUUACAAAUUAUCCUCCGGUGAUAGAAAACCUUCCAGCCUCCACAGAAAUCAAUGAGGACGUGAGCUUGGAGACACAGCUGUAUGUGUUGACUGUUACUGAUGCCUCAUUGGCUGACACGGUCACGUGUACCCUAAACAGCGUCAAUCCUACUUUGGCAGCUCUGUAUCUCAGAUACGCAACAGGAACAUCAAAUUAUGCCCUCAAUCUGCGGGCGGGUGCUGGACUAAACUACGACGCCCAAAGAGUUUACACUGUGACCGUACAAUGUACUGACACGAAGGAUACGACUAGUGGGGUCUUCACUAUUUAUGUUCAGCGCAACCAGGCACCAGUGAUAACAAAUCUACCCUCGACCUCCAAUUCUCGUGACAUCGCGUCGUCCGCAGUUUCCAUAGGUACUACAGUAUUUACCGUCACCUCUACCGACAAGGAAAACGACCAGUUAUAUUACAACAUGACAUGUACCCCUGCCACGUGUCCAUUCAAAAUCUAUGACUCCGGAGCUAUUUUGGUUGACAAAAGCUUAGCAGGACUCAAUGACACGGCAUACGAUAUGUUUAUUUACGUUUACGAUGGACAUACAUUGGUGGGACCACGAAGCUUAACCAUCAAAAUCACAGAUGUGAACACCCCGCCUGUGGUAACUAACCUGCCCACCACGGUGUCAAUUCCCGAGAACACGGCGGCCUCCACCACGAUCUUCACGGCGACCAAAUCUGACGUCAAUUCUCUGGACACUCACACGUGGACGUCAACUAUAUCUCCGGCCAGUGGGUCGCUUUAUUUCACCAUGGACUCUAGUACUGGUGCAAUAAAGACAACAUCGUCUAACAUUGAUUACGAGACCAUAGGAACGACGACAUUUUUGUUAACUGCCUACGUGUCUGAUGGUAAAGACCUUGCCAGUGGAACUGUAACAAUAUCCAUUACAAACCAGAACGAGGCUCCACAGUUUCUCCUCUCCACAUACACCAUCACAGGAAACGAAGGCUCGGCCGGAUCUACAAUCGGUACGCCAGCUUUCACGGUGAGUGACCCUGAUGCAGGAGCCACCCAAUCAUAUUCGCUAAACUGUCCACAACUCACCAUGAAUCCAACAACAAAAGUGGUGACGUUGAGCACCGACUACGACGUUGAUGCUGGAAAUCCAACGACAUUUUCAUGCACUGUAACGGUGUCUGAUGGUGAACUCACAGACACAGCGACCCUCAACGUUAAUAUCAACAACAUCAACGAUAACACCCCAACAUUUACUGCCAGUUCCUACACGUUUUACGCGUACUCCACGGCAGACGUGGGAACAGUUCUCGCCAGUCUUCCCGCCAUAGAUGGGGACAAUGGUACUUUUGGUGAAAUAACCUACACAAUAGACCAAUCGUCUACAGGAGGUAACUACUUUGGGAUAUCUAACACCGGAGACCUGUUUGUCGCGUCCAGUCUGGCCGGGUUCUCGUCAGGACAAACGUUGGCUGUUACUCUCACUGCCACAGAUGGUGGUGGUCUUACAGACACCGCCACAGUAACAUUGGUGAUUCCUGCAGUCACAACCACCGCUGCCACGACCACCACUGACCGCUACAUGACCUUCUUUGACGACACACGGAACGUCGCUUGGUUUGUGACAUGUCUUGUGAUAGCGCUGGGCUUGUUAACUCUGAAUGCCUACUUCAUUGCCAGAUAUGUGGACUUCACAAAUAUAAAAAGAGCAUGUGAGAAGAUGUGUCGAAGGAAGAGAAGAUGGAAACCAAAAAGACAAAUAAUUUCCAGAGAGCCAACUCCGCCUACGCCUAUUCCCUACGUUCGAGCUCCAGCUAAUUUUGAUUCCUGGAAUGCAUGGAGGAUACCAGACACAUUUAAUCCGGAAUAAGCACCUGUGGACUAUCUCAUAUCAAAUUCUGAAAUUAUUCUUUCUGAGUUCAUGCUGAUUGAUGUCUUCUUAAAAAUCUUCU